This is a messenger RNA of Cuscuta europaea, 855 nucleotides long. The record is from the annotation of a GenBank genome assembly. Lineage: Eukaryota; Viridiplantae; Streptophyta; Magnoliopsida; Solanales; Convolvulaceae.
CAUGGGUAUAUGAUAUUGCAUGGCCCAUGCAUGUUACUUUGUUGUUUCACAUCAUGUAUGCUAUUGCAUAAAUACCUCACGGGAGGUUCAUAAAAACAUACAAGAGAGUAUUAUCUUUUAUUAUGAAGAGUUUCAUUUUAGUUUCAUAAUUUUAUAGUUCUUGUCAAUUUUAUCAUGGUAUCAGAGACGAAAUCCUGGAAAUAAGAUAGUUUAUCUUUAUUUUAGAGAUGACAAAUUUGUUGUCAUUUUUCCGUCCUUGGAUAAUUGAUUCCGGAGCUUCCGAACACAUCACUUGUGAAAAUACUAAUUUGGUCAAUGUCUCGAGUUCCAUCUCUGAGCAAGAAGUCAGAAUUCCUAAUGGUGAUUUAAUUCCAGUACAUGCCGUCGGUAGCUUGUAUUUACCGAAUGGGCUUUAUCUCCGCCGUGUUUUAUACAUCCCAAAAUUUCAGUGCAAUUUACUUUCAGCAAGUCGUCUUACAAAGGAUUUAAAUUGCACACUGACAUUUUUUCAAGACUUUUGUGUUUUACAGGAUUUACCCUCGAAGAAACCAAUUGGGGUGGGUCGGUUUCGUGAUGGUCUUUAUUACCUUGAUUUUCCAAGAGGUGAAGGGAUGGCAAUGUCAGUCUCCAUUAAUUCCGAUCUAUGGCAUCAACGUUUGGGACAUGCAUCUGAUGGGAGGUUACAUCAUAUUACUUCUCUCAAAGGCUUUCGGGAAAGUAGUAAAUUUUGUGAUCCCUGCAUCCGAGCUAAACAAACUAGACUAUCAUUUCCUACAAGUACCAUUAAGACUACUCGUUGUUUCGAGUUGAUACAUUGUGACAUUUGGGGAGGCUAUAGGUGCGAUACAAUCUCCG